AUGGUGAAUGCGCAAAGGAAAGAUUGGUAUGAGAAUUUAGAUGAUGCGUUGUGGGCAUAUAGGACUGCAUAUAAGACACCAAUAUGGACUUCUCCCUAUCACAUAGUAUUUGGGAAAUCAUGUCACCUUCCGGCGGAAUUAGAACAUCAAGCAUAUUGGGCAAUCAAGAAGCUGAAUUUAGACCUCGAGCUAACCGGUAAAAAGAGAGUGAAUCAGCUGCAUGAACUUGAGGAGUUUAGGUUCCACACGUAUGAGAAUGCCAAGCUAUACAAAGAAAAGACAAAGAGGUGGCAUGACAAACAUAUAGUAGCUUGCACCUUCAAGCCGGGAGAUAAGGUACUACUAUUUAACUCUAGACUAAGGUUAUUCCCCAGAAAACUAAGGUCGAAGUGGAGUGGUCCUUUAGAAGUGGUCAGAAUGACACAACAUGGGGUUGUUGAACUUAAAGGUAAGACUGGCCUUACAUUCUUGGUAAAUGGGCAAAGGGUGAAACACUAUUUCGGUGAGGAUUCGGAUCGUGAUCGGGAAGCUCUUGAGCUAAAUCAUGAAUGA
Messenger RNA from Solanum tuberosum (potato), 552 nucleotides. RefSeq lists its product as uncharacterized. Gene Ontology annotation, molecular function: nucleic acid binding. The coding region runs from base 1 to 552 and encodes 183 amino acids. The record is from RefSeq and is a predicted model, not a curated record. NCBI's taxonomy places the organism in Eukaryota, Viridiplantae, Streptophyta, Magnoliopsida, Solanales, Solanaceae. The transcript has a single exon.